UAAAAUCAAAAUCAACACCUGCGGUGACGCUUUUCCUCUCCUGCCUUCUCUGACGUCGCCAGCAACCGGCGCCGGAGUUUCGUUCCGGCGGCUCGUAUCCAUUUUCUGCCGAGGGUUUGUCAUUCCAGCCGCCGUCCGAUCAGUUUUCCGUCGGUCCUCGCUUUCUCUCUUCAUCUCUCUUACGUUACUCGCGAGAACAGUUAUAGCAAAUUGAUGAACAAGAAGAACCAUGGAUGGCCUUCAUGGAAGGGAUGCCCGAGUGCACAUGGCUGAAGCACAAGAUCCAAUGAAUGUGCAAUAUGAGCAUCAUGAUUUGCGCCACAUCAACAAUGAAAGUGAUAUGGUUGAUGAGCAUACUGGGAGGAUGAAUGAAGGAGUGGAAAUGGGCAUUCCUUCUCGCCCUGGAAAUUUAUCAGAUACCCGAGGUGACAUGGUGGACCAUGGUGGUGAAAAUGGAGAUCAGUUGACGUUGUCUUUUCAGGGCCAACUUUAUGUCUUCGACAGUGUCUCGGCUGAAAAGCUCCAAGCCACGCUUCGAUUGUUGGGAGGCCGUGAAAUACCACAGACUGCUUCCACAACCCUAGGAUCAUCAACAACACCUCAGAACAAUAGGUGUCUAUCUGGUACUCCUCAAAGGUCUAGUGUCCCGCAACGGCUAGCCUCCUUAGUCAGAUUUCGGGAGAAACGUAUAGGACGGAAUUUCGAUAAGAAAAUUCGGUACUCAGUCCGUAAGGAGGUUGCCUUGAGGAUGCAACGUAAUAAACGUCAGUUCACAUCUGCCAAGUCAAAUGAUGAUGAUUCUGCAUCAGCGGGUUCGAGCUUGGGGUCAAAUCACUCCUGGGGUGUAGAACGGUGUGGCUCUCAGACUCGAGAGAUUUCAUGCCGGCACUGUGGAACCAGUGAGAAGUCCACUCCAAUGAUGCGUCGAGGGCCUAAGGCUGAAGGGCCAAGAACACUUUGCAAUGCCUGUGGACUAAACUGGGCAAACAAGGGGACUCUCAGAGACUUAUCCAAAGCCACACAAAAUAUGGCAAAACCCCCGUGGCCGAUCGAAGGAACGAGAGUUGCCGAUUCUGGAGAUGGAACCUUUGGAUUCAAUCCGGGGGUAAGUAUGAAUACUGCACAGUGCGUCUAAAUGUGUUUGGCUCGAAGUCUUUGACCAAGUCAACGCAGGAGUGUAAGUUGCUUUGAUUAUGCUUUUAAUAAACCAAAUUUAAACUUAAGCAUAAUCAUUUGAUUCAGUCUUUAACCAAAGGCAUGCAUCCCAUCAAAGAUCACAUGUUCAGCAUUGCUUAGCUUGAGUUGCCCUAACCCAUACAAUGUAUGAUCUUGAUUUGGUACAGUGUUUUUUUAUUUAUUUAUUGGGAUGUGUUUUGUGUUCUACCAAAUCUUUUUUGAAGUUUUUUUCCAUAUAAAUUGGAUUUGUAUGAAAUUGUCUAGAAGAUGGAUUUUUAUGUAUAAUAAGAGAUAGAUACAUGUA
Tarenaya hassleriana is the source of this 1480-nucleotide messenger RNA. RefSeq names its product GATA transcription factor 24. The record is from RefSeq and is a predicted model, not a curated record. Lineage: Eukaryota; Viridiplantae; Streptophyta; Magnoliopsida; Brassicales; Cleomaceae. Gene Ontology annotation, molecular function: zinc ion binding; protein binding; sequence-specific DNA binding. Gene Ontology annotation, biological process: regulation of DNA-templated transcription.